This is a messenger RNA of Python bivittatus (Burmese python), 1089 nucleotides long. NCBI's taxonomy places the organism in Eukaryota, Metazoa, Chordata, Lepidosauria, Squamata, Pythonidae. The record is from RefSeq and is a predicted model, not a curated record.
GAUUAUCGAGUGAACAUCUUUCUCCGUCAGAACUGGAAUGAUCCACGCCUUGCUUAUAGUGAAUAUCCAGAUGACUCUUUAGAUUUAGAUCCAUCUAUGCUGGAUUCAAUCUGGAAACCUGAUUUAUUUUUUGCCAAUGAAAAGGGUGCCAAUUUUCAUGAAGUAACCACCGACAACAAAUUGCUACGAAUUUUUAAAAAUGGAAAUGUUCUUUAUUCUAUCAGGUUGACUUUAAUACUUUCCUGUCCAAUGGAUCUCAAAAAUUUCCCAAUGGAUGUCCAGACCUGUAUAAUGCAGCUGGAAAGCUUUGGUUAUACAAUGAAUGAUCUUGUAUUUGAAUGGCAAGAAAAUGGUGCUGUACAAGUAGCUGAAGGACUCACUUUGCCACAGUUUUUGUUGAAGGAAGAUAAAGAUCUUUGUUACUGCACCAAAUUCUACAAUACGGGCAAAUUUACCUGCAUUGAAGUUCGAUUCCAUCUGGAAAGGCAGAUGGGUUAUUAUCUCAUUCAAAUGUAUAUUCCCAGUCUCUUGAUUGUCAUACUGUCAUGGGUGUCAUUCUGGAUCAAUAUGGAUGCAGCUCCAGCCAGAGUGGCCCUAGGUAUAACAACUGUACUUACAAUGACAACACAGAGUUCGGGAUCACGAGCUUCACUCCCAAAGGUAUCAUAUGUCAAGGCUAUUGACAUCUGGAUGGCUGUUUGCUUGCUUUUUGUGUUCUCGGCACUUCUGGAAUAUGCAGCUGUAAAUUUUGUGUCAAGACAACAUAAAGAACUUUUGAGAUUUCACCGAAAGAGGAAGAAGAAUAAGGAUGAAGAUAUCAGGGAGAAUCGGUUCAGUUUCACGGGCUAUUCAAUGGGACCACCAUGUAUACAAGCAAAAGAUGGAGUGGUUCCAAAGGGGCCCAAUAAUCCAGUUCAGUCCGUAUCACUUAGUCCUGAAGAAAUGAGGAAGGUAUUCAUUGAUCGGGCCAAGAAAAUUGAUACCAUAUCCAGAGCCUGUUUCCCUUUAGCCUUUCUUAUAUUCAACAUUUUUUACUGGGUUAUCUAUAAAAUUGUUAGGCAUGAGGACAUUCACCAAAAACAAGAUUAA